AAAUAAAUAAAUCAUUGGGAAAGUAUCGUCAAGUUUGAACAUCUGGAAUCUGAAUUCCUUGUUCAGGAAAACGUGUCCACAUAAAACAAAAAGCAAACUAUAAGCAACCAAGCUUCUCCUCCUGAUCCAUCUUCUUCCACAUCUUUCUUCUUUCGAUCCAAAUCCCUAGAUUCAGUUUCAAUCUUCAACUCAUCCUCUCUCUCUUCAAAUCCUCCAUUCACAACAACAAUGGAUCUAGCUCCAGAAGAACUCCAAUUUCUCACCAUCCAUAACAUCUUAACCGAAUCAAUCUCAAUCCCUAAAACUUCCCCUAAAACCUUCUACCUCAUUACCCUAACCCUAAUUUUCCCUCUUUCUUUCGCAAUUCUAGCUCAUUCCCUUUUCACACAUCCCUUAAUUUCACAUCUUCAAUCUCCUUUCACUGAUCCCUCUCAAACCUCUCAUGAUUGGACUCUUCUCCUCGUUUUUCAGUUCUUUUACCUCAUUUUCCUCUUCGCUUUCUCUCUCCUCUCCACCGCUGCCGUUGUUUUCACCGUCGCGUCACUCUACACCUCAAAACCGGUGUCUUUUUCGUCCACUAUCUCCGCUAUUCCCAAAGUCUUCAAGCGAUUGUUCGUUACUUUCUUAUGGGUUACUCUUCUUAUGACUGUUUAUAAUUCCGUUUUUGUUCUAAGCUUGGUUAUUCUUAUUAUAGCUGCGGAUACUGAUAAUACUUUUUUGCUGUUUUUCUCUAUUGUUGUUAUUCUCUUGUUGUUUGUUGUUGCUCAUGUUUAUAUUACUGCAUUGUGGCAUUUGGCUAGUGUUGUUUCUGUUCUUGAGCCUGUUUAUGGUUUUGCUGCUAUGAGGAAGAGUUAUGAGUUGUUGAAGGGUAGGGUUAGGUAUGCGGCUGUUUUGGUUUGUGGGUAUUUGUUUAUUUGUGGGGUUAUUGCUGGGGUGUUUAGUGCCGUCGUGGUGCAUGGUGGUGAUGGUUAUGGUGUGUUUUCUAGGAUUGUUAUUGGUGGGUUCUUGGUGGGUGUUCUUGUUAUCGUCAAUUUGGUUGGGUUGUUGGUGCAGAGUGUGUUUUACUAUGUUUGCAAGAGUUAUCAUCAUCAGGGGAUUGAUAAGAGUGCUUUGCAUGAUCAUCUUGGUGGCUACCUUGGAGAGUAUGUGCCUCUUAAGAGCAGUAUCCAAAUGGAAAAUUUGGAUGUAUGAUUCUGGUUUGAUUUGUAAGUUUGUUUUCUCUGUUAUAUGCUGGUAAUGAAAUUGUGUACAACGGUUCGAAGAAAAGACUAAUGAAAGAUUGUAUGUUGGUUGCGUUUUCUUUA
Messenger RNA from Lathyrus oleraceus (garden pea), 1304 nucleotides. RefSeq lists its product as uncharacterized. Lineage: Eukaryota; Viridiplantae; Streptophyta; Magnoliopsida; Fabales; Fabaceae. The record is from RefSeq and is a predicted model, not a curated record. The transcript has a single exon. The coding region runs from base 229 to 1191 and encodes 320 amino acids.